This is a messenger RNA of Closterium sp. Naga37s-1, 2481 nucleotides long. The record is from the annotation of a GenBank genome assembly. NCBI's taxonomy places the organism in Eukaryota, Viridiplantae, Streptophyta, Zygnematophyceae, Desmidiales, Closteriaceae.
AUGGUAUUGACUACGGCAGUCAUAUCGCUCCAGUCUCAACCCACUGUCCCUCUUCGCCUUUUUUUUUUCCCUACCCUUUUUCCCUUCCCCCUGCCGCCCCUCCUUCCCCCUUUCGCCACGCACCUUCCCUCUCCACCACGCCCCGUCCCCGUUCUGCCACUCCCCCUUUUCCCGUCCGCCGCUCCGCUUCCCCCUCCGCCAGUGCGCCAGCUCGGUCUCCCCACGGACCUGGCGGCGGUGGCGCUACUAGCGCAGGCGGCGGACGACUACGUGCGGGGCGAUAAGAGCACAUCCGAUAAGAGCCGCGCCAACCUGCUCGCGCUCGUCGCACAGACGGGGGGUGGGCGGGUGAUGGGGAAGGGGGAGGCGGGGGUGGAGGCGGAGGCGGGGGAAGAGGGGGGGGCGGGGGAGGAGGCGGGAUUAAGGCGGGGUUCAGAGGAGUUGGGGGAGGAGCUAGUUGCGGAGCUGGACGCGUGCAUGCUGUCUUACUUUGGCUUCCACUGGCCGCACUCCGCGCUCAUGAUCGAACAGGUGCGUGGGAGGGCACGGGGAGGGCCGGACUCUGCGGUCAUGUUGGAACAAGUGGGUGGGAGGCAAGGGGAGGCAAGGCAGGGGAUGGAAUGUCAAGACAACUCAAAAGUUAUUGGCAGCACAUGCAUCCCUACCACCCCCGUGCGCCCAUCCCUGUGCGCCCAUCCCCGUGCGCCCAUCCCCGUGCGCCCAUCCCUGUGUUCCCAUCGCCAUGCGCCCAUCCCCAUGCGCCCAUCCUCAUGCGCCCAUCCCCAUGCGCCCGUCCCCAUGCGCCCGUCCCCAUGCGCCCGUCCCCAUGCGCCCGUCCCCAUGCGCCCGUCCCCAUGCGCCCGUCCCCAUGCGCCCGUCCCCAUGCGCCCGUCCCCAUGCGCCCGUCCCCAUGCGCCCGUCCCCAUGCGCCCGUCCCCAUGCGCCCGUCCCCAUGCGCCCGUCCCCAUGCGCCCGUCCCCAUGCGCCCGUCCCCAUGCGCCCGUCCCCAUGCGCCCGUCCCCAUGCGCCCGUCCCCAUGCGCCCGUCCCCAUGCGCCCGUCCCCAUGCGCCCGUCCCCAUGCGCCCGUCCCCAUGCGCCCGUCCCCAUGCGCCCGUCCCCAUGCGCCCGUCCCCAUGCGCCCGUCCCCAUGCGCCCGUCCCCAUGCGCCCGUCCCCAUGCGCCCGUCCCCAUGCGCCCGUCCCCAUGCGCCCGUCCCCAUGCGCCCGUCCCCAUGCGCCCGUCCCCAUGCGCCCUUGUGGGUAUUCCGGGAACCAAGCAGCAAGCUGCACUUGAGGGACGUCGUUAAUGCCGUCAUUCGGCAGAGGCGGUUCAACGAGGCCAUCACGUGUCUGCGCCCGCAGCAGCGCUUCUCCCGCAGCCCGCACAAGAUGCAGAUCCUCGGCUGCGGCCCCCGCCUUGGAAGAGCGGGGGAAGCUGGGGGUGCGGGGGGGGUGGGGGGAGCAGGGGGAGCAGCGGGAGUGGAGGGGGCGGGAGGAGCAGUGGGAGCGGGAGGAGCGGGGAAAGUUGGGAAAGCAGGAGAGAGCAAAGGGGGACCGGGGCAAGGGGAAGCGAGACAAGGGGGAGAGGGUGAGGAGGGCAGAAGAUCAGAAGGCAAAGAACUAGUGGGUACUGGCUCUGAGAGUGGUAUCGACCGCAGUGCGCUCCCCGUGCUGCUGCUGAUAGGCGGAGGCGCGGGCGCUGGCAAGUCAACGGUGGUCAAGGAGAUCAUGAAACGCAUGGCGCCUUUUGCGGUGGUGGUUGAUUCCGACGCCUUCAAGGAGAAGGACGCAAUCUUCCGAGCUCUCUCUGCUGACCGGCUGAACGACGCCGCCCGCAUCUCACAGCUGGUCCACGAGGAGUCGACCCAGGCGGCGCAGUCAACGCUGGUAACCGCGCUGAACGAGGGGCGCGAUGUGAUCUUUGAUGGGACCAUGUCAUGGGCGCCGUUUGUGCAGCAGACGAUUGCAAUGGCUAGACGGGUGCAUGAGAAGAGAUUCAGGAUGGGCCCGGGGUAUCAAGUGAAAAAGGAUGGGAGUGUGGUGGAGCGGUAUUGGGAGGAGGUGGAGGAGGAGGAAGAGGAGGUGGAGGAGGAGGAGGAGGAGGAGGAGGAGGAGGAGGAGGAGGAGGAGGAGGAGGAGGAGGAGGAGGAGGAGGAGGAGGAGGAGGAAGAGGAUGAGGAGGAGGAGGAUGAGAGUGUGGUGGAGCGAUAUUGGGAGGAGGUUGAUGAGGAGGGGGAGAGUGAUAGAAGAGUGGAGGAGGGGAGGGAGAGAGGGGAGGAGGAGGGGAGGGCAAUAGAGGGUGGAGAGGGAAUGGGCAGCGAGAGAGGGGAUGGGGAGGUGGAGAGGAGGAAGGAAAAUCCAGGGAAGGAGGGUCAGCACCGGCCCAAGAGGCACAGCAGGAGGAGGCAUGGGAAUGGGCUUGCGGUGCUGGUGGGCGUGAUGUGUGAUGCCCACCUGGCUGUUGUGCGCGGCAUGCGGUGA